AUGUCGAAUGGCUAUAACGUAGCACUGCUGAUGUGUGGAACUCCCACGGAGAUGGUUGGAGCCGUGACGGACAAAAGUAUCCUCAGACAGUUUUACCCAGACGGGAGCGCAGUGGAUCUCCUCAGCCUCAGUAAAGAAACUUUGCAGCUCGUAAUCCAUCCUGUACUCGGAAGUGUUGUAGAAGGUUUGUCCGAGGUGUGUGUAUGUUCAGCAGAGGAAGCCUGUGAUGUUUUCAAAGCCUGCAGGGAGUCAAUGAAAACCAACCCAGGAAGCCUUUCCAGCCGAUGCAGUUCCCUGUUCUCAGUGACAGCUGAGUGGAAACUCCAUCCGGAGCAGGCGGAGUCGGAUGUCUGCUGCAGCAAACUGCAGCUGUUCAGCCUUGCGGGAGGAGCCAGCAGGACUGACCUCAGGGGAGUCAUCCCGCUGUUGAAGGUCGUAGACCAGACACUAAACUCACCUCCUGUAGUCAGCCACAGCCUCCUUCAUGAAUUGCUUAAAGACGCACUUACAGGAACCAACAGGACAUUUCUCAUCUACUGCAUCAACCCUCAAGGUUUCCUUGAUGAUGAAACUCAAUCUGCUUUACAUUUGGCUCAGAAAGUGAGAGGAUUAGUCACUAAACCGACUUCUGUUUGCUGGAAUCCGAGGACAACUGAGCAGGAGCUUCGCGAAAGGAUCAUGGAGCUACAAAAUGUGCUGCUGCUCGGGGAGAGAGAGGUGCAGAGCAUUUACAAGUUAGCUCAGCUGACUCAGAACCUGAAGAUAGUGAAACAUCAGUCGUGGGAGAAGAGGAGAGAGAAGUCAGAGAGAAUAAAAGCCAAAAUUAAGAAAUCAUCAAUCGGCAGCCACCAACUUUCUGUAGAUUGUCUCAUCAAAGAGAAAGGAAGUACAGAAAUGGCUAAACAUCUGCAGGAAAAGUUGAGACAAGAAAUGGAGGAACACAUCAGAGAAGGUGAAAGCAGCACAGAAAAGGUCCAGGAGCGGGUAACCAGAAUCCAACAGCAGAAGGAAGCUCUGAGAGAAGAAGCACUGAAGAAUGGGAAUGUCUCAGCAAAAUCCCAAUUCUGUCAACAAUCUCAGUUGGAAUACAAUGAAGCGCAGGAGCGGAGGAGGCAACUUAAGGAGGAUCACACAAGAUUAAUUCAGGAGGAGGUGGCGAAGAUGGAGAGAGACUUGGCGCAGGAGCAGCCGCCGACAGAAAGCCCUCAGAGGGAGCUGCUGGUGCUGAGCAGAGAGAGGCAGGUCCUGGUGAUGCAAAUAGAGGCGCUUCGUGCUGAGGCCCAGCAGGCAGAAAGCGACCUUCAGGAUCAGCACCACAGACACCAAACGGAGCUGCAUUGUUUGAGGGAAGAGAGCCUACAGGUGUUCCGGGCGUUUCGUCAAGUUAGCGAGGAGCAGAGGAAGAUUUCAGAGGGAAGAUACAGGAGUGUGUUGCUGGAAGCUGUGCAGGAUGCCAUCUACCUGUCUGCUCAGAAUCAGCAGCUGCAAGCUGAAAACAAGGAACUUCGAAAAGCAGUGGGGGAGAUUAAAGACGCUCUUGCUGUGCGAGGAGAUCCUGCGACUCACCUGAUAAACCUGCAUCAAUGAGUCUCAUACUGAAAACGCGUGUUGGUUAAUGGUUCAGAAACUUUAUUGGUCAUAAACGCAACAUGUAACAUUUUAACCUUGAUGUUGUGUUUUAAAGAUGAUCUGGUUUAUGAUUAUGGAUCCUUGCAGCAUGUCUCUGCAACAAUGUAACUGUGUAGCAAACAAAACAUAACAUUUGA
This is a messenger RNA of Poeciliopsis prolifica (blackstripe livebearer), 1766 nucleotides long. RefSeq lists its product as uncharacterized. NCBI's taxonomy places the organism in Eukaryota, Metazoa, Chordata, Actinopteri, Cyprinodontiformes, Poeciliidae. Bases 1 to 1587 code for a protein of 528 amino acids. The record is from RefSeq and is a predicted model, not a curated record. Gene Ontology annotation, biological process: microtubule-based movement. The transcript has 13 exons. Gene Ontology annotation, molecular function: microtubule binding; ATP binding; microtubule motor activity.